Centropristis striata (black sea bass) is the source of this 1754-nucleotide messenger RNA. RefSeq names its product retinol dehydrogenase 20 (gene rdh20). The coding region runs from base 352 to 1302 and encodes 316 amino acids. Gene Ontology annotation, cellular component: lipid droplet. The record is from RefSeq and is a predicted model, not a curated record. NCBI's taxonomy places the organism in Eukaryota, Metazoa, Chordata, Actinopteri, Perciformes, Serranidae. The transcript is spliced from 7 exons. Gene Ontology annotation, molecular function: oxidoreductase activity, acting on the CH-OH group of donors, NAD or NADP as acceptor.
CGCAGGCUUGGUCGCAGUAGCAGGUGCCAUAGGACCGGUCAGACCUCCACCCUCUGCUGAUGCAUGACGGGUCCCGGCCGGUGCAACACAGAACUGGGUCCCGACAGCCAGACUGACACGGACCGACCAGGAACAAAGACACCAGGAGGCAAGUCAGAGUGACAGAGCUGCUCCUCCUGACUGGCAUCACGACGCACCGCACACUGCAACAGUUAGGUCAGAAAUGUGACCAACAGAAGUUGAGGUCGGCGAGUUGGAAGUUAUUCAUGUGUCAACCAGGCACCUCUUAAAGGAACAGUUCACCACUGGAGGUUUCGAUAAUCAAGACCAUCAGCAGUAAAUUAGAUCAAAAUGAUUUUCCUAAUGGACCUCCAGAUGAUGCUGCUGGAUGUGAUUUACUUCAUCCUGCGCAACUCUGUGCGGGUCGUCCUGCGCCCACGCACCAAGCCCAUCGAUGGCGAGCUGGUGCUGAUCACCGGAGCGGGUGGCGGCCUGGGUCGCCUCUUUGCUCAGGAGUUCACCAAGCACGGGGCAGAGGUGGUGCUGUGGGACGUCAACAGCAGUUCAAAUGAGCAGACAGCCAAGCUGGUGCGAGAGAUGGGGGGUAAGGCGCACACCUACACAGUGGAUGUGACCAACAGGGAGGACGUCUAUCACAACGCAGAGCUGGUGAGGAAGGACCUGGGCCGGGACGUCACCAUGCUGGUGAACAACGCUGGAGUGGUGGCUGGGCAGCGCAUGUUAGACUGUCCUGAUGAACUGAUGGAGAGGACCAUGAAAGUCAACUGCCAUGCCCUCUUCUGGACAGUGAAGGCCUUCCUCCCUCAGAUGAAGGCUCAGAAUCAUGGACACAUUGUCACCGUCGCCAGCGUCCUUGGCCUCUUCAGCACAGCUUGUGUCGAGGAUUACUGUGCCAGUAAGUUUGCUGCAGUUGGCUUCCAUGAGUCUCUGGCCCACGAGCUGCUGGCUGAGGAGGUUGACGGAGUGAAGACGACUCUUGUGUGCCCUUAUAUCGUUGACACUGGCAUGUUUGAAGGCUGCAAGAUUCGGGAGGAAGUGGAACUGCUCCUUCCCCCUCUGGAGCCCCAGUACUGUGUUGAGCAGGCCAUGAACGCCAUCCUGAUCGACCAGCCGUUAGUGUGCAUCCCUCGCCUCACAUACCUGCCCGUCAUCUCCAGAGCAUUGUUGCCAUGGGAAUCCAAUGUGGUUACGUAUCGUUUCAUGGGGUCUGACAAGUGCAUGUACCCCUUCAUCGACAGCAAGAAGAAACAAGUGCAUAAUGGCUUGAUUGAGGUUGCAUAAUAGUACCUAAGUACAGUUAAGGCAACUUUUGGGAGCAAAAACUUUAAAAAACAAAAACUGCCCAGCUACAACCAGGAUUCAGUAACAUAUGGAUGAUUAGAAGUAAUGCAGAGGGCUUUAGAUAUUCAGACUGUUCAUUCAGAGGUGUGGCCUUGAUGACGACUCAGCCAAGCGUUCAUCAGCACCCAGAAAACACUCCAGUAAUGUUCAGAUGAAGUUUAAAGUCUCUUCUAAGUAUUUUCACCAAACACCUGUAAAAUAACACAAUACAAAUAGUAACUGAAACCUGCUGCUCAGAAGGGGAAUGUCUUUAAUAUCUGUAAUUUAAUAAUGUACCAGAAUAUUGUGCUGUAUUAUGUUUACAUAAAAUAAAAUAAUUUAAAAAACACUACGCUAAACACACGGUGUCGUGAGUGCAAGUGAUUUGUGCGCUUGUAUUCUUGUUAACUUCA